UGAGAUAUCCGGUGUUACCCCCUCAUGCUAAACACGCCCGUCCAAAACAACCGCGCCGCCUGACGCCGCAGCACCGUAACGUUCCGCUGAGAGAGCGGUGAAAGCAGCGUGUGUUAUCAGCGCUCCUCGGGUGGGGGGGACUUGCAGCCUGGUGUCCAGCAGCAGGACAUGGCGGCUGAAACUGUGGUCACUGUCCGUCUGGUGAGGUCCUUCGAGCACAGGAACUUCAAACCAGUUGUGUUUCACGAAGUCAAUUUGGACCAGACGGUGCAGGACUUCAUGAAGCUUGUGAGGGAGGAUAUUACAACAAGACCAGGGCUUCCUCCUCCGUUCAGGAAAUAUGCUUAUGACACAAUGAAAAUUAUCCACCAGGCGCAUGGAUCAAAGACUAAUGAGCUGGUGAUGAGUUUAGAUGACGAUGAAAAGCUCAUUCUGCAUGAUGGCCAAACCCUUAGAACUGCUGGUGUUGCUAAUGAAACAGAAGUGGCCUUCUUCAGGAGAGAAGACUACGGUCUCUAUAAAGCAAAUCCCAAAACUGCCUGGUAAACACAGUGUUUUACUUUGCAGCAGAGGAGACAGAGGUUAAAGGGCGAGCACGCCAGGACCAAUGGGAGAACAUGAAUGGUGCCAUCAAGUUUAGAAAGUAGAGUUUUAAUUUGUGGGCUUGUUUUUAAAGUUGAAGCUUAUCAUGCACCACACUAAUGUUCCUUUUUAUUGUUUUUUUUUUUUCCUCUGGUGAUGUGUUUAGUUGUUUUAAAAUAUGCUGAAUAAAGUUUUCUGAUAGCUGGA
Toxotes jaculatrix (banded archerfish) is the source of this 789-nucleotide messenger RNA. It is a transcript of the gene c15h2orf76, whose product is annotated as chromosome 15 C2orf76 homolog. The transcript has 5 exons. NCBI's taxonomy places the organism in Eukaryota, Metazoa, Chordata, Actinopteri, Toxotidae. The record is from RefSeq and is a predicted model, not a curated record. Bases 169 to 546 code for a protein of 125 amino acids.